UGUGCAGCUGCUGCUGGAACCUCCUGUUAUGAGGAUACAAAUAUCCAUGCCACCACCACCAGUCUUCAGACAACCGCAAGAACAGUAUGCUCCUAAGCAUGAGCAUGGUUGGAUGGCUUCAGUUGAGGACCUGGGAGUGAUGCCACCACCAAUGCAAUAUGACCCCUGGCAAGAUUCCUGGCCAGAGGAAUAUCCUCCCUUUGGCUUUGAGGGGGAGCCAAGACGCCCACAAAGGGUCCAUGUAUUUACCCCCCCCACAACACAAUCUCAUGGCAGUCAUGGAUUUUACCCACAGACUAUGUCACAAGAAGUGCCAAUUGGACAGGCUGAGUGGUCACACACUGGUCAUCAGUGGGACUAUCAAUCAACCAUGAGAGCUCCACCUUCCUCAUCACUUGAACGAGCUCCACCAUCCUCAUCACUUGGAUGAGCUCCACCAUCUGCAGAUGGAAAUAUAGCAGAAACUACAGCUGCACCUCAAGCACCAUCAGAUGCAGCUGAACCUGCCCCAAAAUAACCAUUGGUUGGAGCUGAACCUGCCCCACAAAAACCAGCAGAUGUAGCUGAACCUGCCCCACAAGAACCAGCAAAUGUAGCUGACCUUGCACCUCAAGCACCAGGAGAUGCAGGUGACCCUGCCCCACAAGCAACUAGAAGCCCUGCUGCUCAAGAGCCUGUGGAUGCAUUGUAUUCUCCCCUGGGUGAGGAAUACAUUGCACUCAAGAGGAGGCUCAUAAGAAGCACCGAGAGCAUACAAAGAGGCUAAGAGAGGUUCUUCAGGAACCAAGAAAGGUUCACCAGGAGCCAAGAGAGGAUACAACAACGUAGCAUAGAGCUACAGAGGGACAUGGCAGCAUCAUUAAGUGCAAGUGUUCAAAACCAGUCACAGAUAAUGGGAAUUCUGUCUGAUACACAGAUGCAAAUGGACAGUAGAUGGAGAGAACAAAAUCAACUCUUGGGUGUGUUGGUUGAGCACUUUACACACCAGCUGGACACUGCCUCCAGCAUAUCAUCUGUGGCCAGCACACCAGCAGAAACACCAGAAUCUUCUAAAACCAGGAGAACAAGGAAAUCCACUACAGUCACCUCCGCUCCCUCAUCCAAGAAGCCAAAAAAAAUAAAAUAUUCUUAUAGCUCACCAUAAA
This is a messenger RNA of Bombina bombina (fire-bellied toad), 1145 nucleotides long. RefSeq lists its product as uncharacterized. The record is from RefSeq and is a predicted model, not a curated record. Bases 29 to 430 code for a protein of 133 amino acids. The transcript has 2 exons. Lineage: Eukaryota; Metazoa; Chordata; Amphibia; Anura; Bombinatoridae.